CUUCAGUGUUAACGAUUUACAAUUUGACACAACGUGAGAAGCGUAGAGGAUAGUCCAACUACAAACACAAAUUAAAGGUGUUCAGUAUAUACCUGUACUGUGAAGAAGGGAGUCCAAAGUUUUUGACCCAGCUACAGUGAAAGACGGUGUGCGACUUGUAUCCGCAUGAACAAGCUGCGAUUCUAACUAACUGAGGUUCUGGAUUUGGCAGCUUCAGCAGUUCCAGUUUCCGGAGGGCUCAUGGGAACAAACUUGACCGUGAAAAAUUCAGCAUUUCCAGUUUCCAUGGAGGCAAGCUCGAUUGUGAAUAAUUCAACAACUCACCCUAACACUUCAAUGUGUAAUCUGUACAGCCACCACCAAACAGCCAGCAUCGCUUUGCCAAUAGUCUAUACUGUCAUAUCAAUAGUUGGCAUUUUUGGCAACGGCCUUGCCAUAGUCGCCAUCAGAAAAAAGCAGAAAAAAAUCAAUUCGACUACACUUUACUCCAUGAAUCUGGUGAUCUCAGACAUUUUCUUCGCUGCUGUUCUACCUGCCCGAAUAGUAUACUAUGCACGAGGAUUUAACUGGCCAUUUGGCGAAGCAAUGUGCAGAAUUACUGCAGUAAUUUGUUACAGCAACAUAUAUGCGAGUGUAAGCUUCAUGACCUGCUUAAGUUUGGAUCGAUUGCUCGCGGUAAUAUAUCCGUUCCGACAUUCUAAGUUCAGAAACGUCCGCAACGUCAAGAAAAUCUGCACUAUUGUGUGGAUAAUUAUUCUUUGCCAGACGGUACCACUGCUGCUUGUCCAAAUGUCGAAAUUGGCUGAAGGCAACUUCUUAACAUGCAUGGAAUACCCAAAUUUUGAGGAUAUUCCAAGCCUUCCACAAAUGCUGCUCGGUGCUUGCGUAAUCGGUUACGUGUGCCCCGUGGCUAUCAUGCUAUUUUGUUACUCUAAAGUCAGUUCUAAACUCUUCAGAUCAGCAAAGGAGAACCCCUUAACUGAAAAAUCAGGAAGAAACAAAAAAGCCAACAACGUAAUCCUGCUUGUACUCUUCGUGUUCUUUAUAUGUUUUACUCCCUACCACGUGGCCAUUGUGCAACACAUGAUCAAAAAGUUGCAGUACGAAAUAUCCUGCCAGGAACAACAGAACUUUCAAAUAGCUCUACACGUGACAGUUUCUGUGAUGAACUUUAACUGCUGCCUAGACCCCUUCAUCUAUUUCUUUGCCUGCAAAGGCUACAGGGCCAUUGUGCUCAAGAUGUUCAAACAGCCCGUUAGCGUGUCUAUUUCAAGUGGAGUUAAGACGACCCCAGACAACUUCUCACCUGGGGCUGGGAAUUUCGAGCCUGCAAUAGGGACAACUUCUGACACCAACUUGUAGAGACAAUUUACUUGACGAUACCAGGAAAAGACAAAAGCCAGGCAUAAAACCUCAAUGUAUAUAUUAACCAUGUUGC
Molecule: messenger RNA, 1438 nt
Organism: Stegostoma tigrinum
Lineage: Eukaryota; Metazoa; Chordata; Chondrichthyes; Orectolobiformes; Stegostomatidae
Product: G-protein coupled receptor 183-like
Exons: 3
Coding region: 241-1362 (373 amino acids)
Biological process (GO): G protein-coupled receptor signaling pathway
Cellular component (GO): membrane
Molecular function (GO): G protein-coupled receptor activity; oxysterol binding
Source: RefSeq, a predicted model, not a curated record